UAUAUUUCCCACUCCAGACACACCCACCCCAAAACAUGGGCUUCCCAGUAUGUUACACCGACCUCCUCCUUCCAAACCUCUUCCUCCGCACUUUCUCUCUCCUCGCCCUCCUCCGGGCCGCCAUCCACUUCCUCCUCCGCCUUCCCGACCUCCCCGACCCCGACCCGACCCCCCUCCGGGAGCCCGAGCCCCGCUGCUCCCCGGUCUCGCCGUCCCUGACGAUGAUGCGCGACCUCCUCCCGGUGGUCAGGUUCUUGGACCUCGCCGACAGCGGCCAGGACCCGCCCGAGAGCACCUGCGCCGUCUGCCUGCACGACUUCGAGGCGGAGGACGAGAUCCGGCGGCCGCUGAACUGCCGGCACGUGUUCCACCGGGGCUGCCUGGACCGCUGGAUAGGGUUCGUCCGGAGGACGUGCCCGCUGUGCCGGGCUCUGGUGGUGCCCGACGAUGUGGAGGGGGCGAUCAACGAGAGGCUCUGGGCUGCUUCUGGGGUCCCUGAAUUUUACGAGGAGUAUCAGUAUCAUGGAGACACCGGCUAUAGCUUGUAGUAAUCUAAUUAACCAGAAAGCUGUUUUUUCUCAAAGAAGUUUCCUUUUUGAUGUCUUGAUCUUUGGGAAGAUGACAAAAACUUCAGUUGUUGGAUGAUUUUCCUA
Molecule: messenger RNA, 653 nt
Organism: Syzygium oleosum
Lineage: Eukaryota; Viridiplantae; Streptophyta; Magnoliopsida; Myrtales; Myrtaceae
Product: brassinosteroid-responsive RING protein 1-like
Exons: 1
Coding region: 36-548 (170 amino acids)
Biological process (GO): protein ubiquitination
Molecular function (GO): ubiquitin protein ligase activity; zinc ion binding
Source: RefSeq, a predicted model, not a curated record